Cotesia glomerata is the source of this 1359-nucleotide messenger RNA. It is a transcript of the gene Gbs-70E, whose product is annotated as protein phosphatase 1 regulatory subunit 3C. The transcript is spliced from 5 exons. Gene Ontology annotation, cellular component: protein phosphatase type 1 complex. The record is from RefSeq and is a predicted model, not a curated record. The coding region runs from base 162 to 1130 and encodes 322 amino acids. Gene Ontology annotation, molecular function: protein phosphatase 1 binding; glycogen binding. NCBI's taxonomy places the organism in Eukaryota, Metazoa, Arthropoda, Insecta, Hymenoptera, Braconidae. Gene Ontology annotation, biological process: regulation of glycogen biosynthetic process.
GUUAAUAUCUCAAGACCUUUUAUAUUUUGUCUCUUGUCAAGCCGGUCAGUUGUUGAGAAUCUCGCGAGCUCUACGGAUUGUUCUUAAUAAGCUAAGCUAAGUUUUAAGUGAGGUGACUUGUGCCAGUUUUUAAAUAAACAGAUCAUUUUUACUCAAGACGAAUGUGCUCGAUAGCGAUGCCAGCGGAGCUGAUAUUGGGUCACAGUCCUCCAGUUUACGGACACCAUCACUUUCUGUACAAUCCACUGAUGGUAACAGCGUCCCCUGGAAAUGGAAUUAGGCCCUGUAUUACCUCGACAAUAGACCAGCUAUCCGGGCUCACUAUCAAUCACUUCAAUAAACAGCCCAAGAAUGACAGUGAGGACAUCAGGAAGGGGAACGAUAAACAAAAGAAGCGCGUGGUCUUCGCUGAUGACCGUGGGAGACCUUUAACUCAAGUUCGUGUGAUGUCAGAACCAAGCAACAUGCCUCCAUCAUUCUACCCAACCGGCUACUUAUCAAAAGCAAUCCGAGACCAAGCAGAAGCAACGACAAACCCCUGGAUAGCCCACUUUCAGCAGCCGGCUAGCGACUACCUGGCUUUUAGACAGAAACUCGACCAAAAUUCAGUCUGUCUGGAGAACGUGAUAAUCCGCGAAGCGGAAGAGUGUCUCGACGGGACUAUCAAGGUCAAGAACGUCGCCUAUGAUAAAGAGGUCCUGGUGAGAACUAGUGGAGACAACUGGAAGUCCCACGAGGACGUCUACUGCACCUUCGUACAACAAAUGGGCGUCAAUGCCAUUCAGCCCAAGUUUAUUUUAUAUGACACCUUUAAGUUCCGCGUGAACUUGCCUGCUAAGGCUGAUAAGAUAGAGUUCUGCGUCUGCUAUCGCGUUAAUGGUCAGGAAUUUUGGGAUAAUAAUGAGGAGAAGAAUUAUGUUGUCAAAAAACGUCCUGAGUGCCGACGUUACUCAUUGUUUUCACAAAUGGACGCUAAAAUUCCAAGCAACGUUUUGAAUUCAGUAGAGGUGAACAACGGAGAUAAUACCAUCGGAUCUGAAAAACCCAGCGAGGCAGUUAGAGCUAACAUUCUUACCUGGAGCGAGUUUGCUUCGUGGCAGCAUUUGAAUAACGACGCACCUUAUUGGUGAUUCUGUUAACUGUAAUGAUAAUCUAUCACAAUUUCAAGAAGUCAAGCAAGAGCAGACUGAUGAACAUGACAUUCACUUCCGGGUCCGCGGAGCUGGCUUCUUUUUUAUUAGGAUUAAGUUAUUUUAGCAAUAUCUACUUGCCUUAAGGACAAAUGCCGCUAUUUUAGAUUUUUUUGACUGGUAAUAUUUACGAUAAUAUAAGACUGACUCAAAAGGCAUCACACGAUUA